Entelurus aequoreus (snake pipefish) is the source of this 6735-nucleotide messenger RNA. RefSeq names its product neogenin 1a (gene neo1a). Gene Ontology annotation, cellular component: membrane. The record is from RefSeq and is a predicted model, not a curated record. NCBI's taxonomy places the organism in Eukaryota, Metazoa, Chordata, Actinopteri, Syngnathiformes, Syngnathidae. Gene Ontology annotation, biological process: cell-cell adhesion. Bases 634 to 5157 code for a protein of 1507 amino acids. The transcript is spliced from 29 exons. Gene Ontology annotation, molecular function: protein binding.
AUUAUACAUUUUAGUAUGAACAGGUGUUCGGAAUGGAGAUACCAGCCCACGUUUUAGUGUUCGCCUAAACCAGCCGCCUGGAUCCAAACGUCCGUGAGACUCCACGCCCUGUUUUCCGGGGAGCCCGAUGAGAUCCAGCCCUCCAGCGCCACCACCACGCUGCUCCCUCACGUCCCGACCGUGAGCAGCGAGCCCCGGCCGAGAUUCGUCUCUCUGCCUGGAUGACAUUCUUUUCUCCCUCUCAAGUGGCCGCGUCUCGUUGUGUGCUGGCGGCGGACAUUGGAGAGGAAAAGUCGGCGUGUUAGCGCCUCUUCUCCCACAGCAGCCUCGCCUGUUCGCUGCGCCUCGGCGGUCAUGGAUUGAUUGUUUUUUUUCCUCCUUCGACCUCUGCGUCCACCAAGUUGAGAAAAGAGUCUUUAUAACCCGCGGCUCUUUCUUUCCAAGCUCCAUGUUUCAUCCGGACUCUUCUUUAACUACCUGGCACCGGAUGAGUCUGAGCGGGUUGGCUCUUUGAACUUUUUUCUUUGCUUCCUUCUUUUGAGGGGAUUUUUUUUUUUUUUUUUUUUUGGGUGUAAGGAUUUCUUUCAAACCCCGGGAUUCGUGAAGUCUGCAAAUAUUUAUUCGUGAAAAGUGAUGGCUGAGCGGGGAGCUCUGGGGCUCCUCUCUCUCCUCUCCUGGCUCACCUUUCUGUGCACGGCUGCAAAGCACGUCGACAAAGCAUCUGCGCCACAGCCUUUCAGCCCCUUCUGGUUCACAGUGGAGCCCCAAGACACGGUGGCAGUCCGGGGCAACGCUGCGCUGCUCAACUGCUCGGUGCACAGCGAUGCGGCCACACCAGCACGUAUGGAGUGGAAGAAGGACGGCACCUUCAUGAGUCUGGUUUCAGACGAGAGACGGCGCGUCCUUCCCGACGGCUCCCUGCUCUUCACCCACGUGGUUCACUCGAAGCACAACAAACCCGAUGAGGGCACCUACCAGUGUGUCGCCACCAUCGAAAACCUGGGAUCCAUUUCUACUCGUACAGCGCGCCUCGUUGUUGCAGGAAUGCCCAGGUUCGUCAGCCAGCCAGCGCCGACCACUGUGCGUCUGGGAGACAGUCAGGUCCUGGCGUGCGAGAUCAACUCGGACCUCUCGCCCUUCACUCGGUGGGAGAAAGACCGUCAGCCCCUGGAGCUCGACUCAAGGCUGGUGCAGUCACCCAGCGGUGCUUUGGUAAUCAGCAAUGCCACCGAGAGCGAUACUGGUCUUUACCGCUGCUUGGUGGAGAAUGUGGGGUCGUCAAAGUCCAGCGAGGAGGCACAGCUGCAGAUACUGCCAGAAACCGGAGACGAGAGGAAGCUGGAGUUCCUUAUGCAGCCUGCGCCUGCGACUAAAGUGCUAGGUACCAGCAUCCUCCUGCCCUGCGUGGCCACCGCUUUCCCAACACCGCGUGUUCGAUGGAUGUUUAAAGACAAGCUUCUAGAGGAAAGUGAGGGCCGAGUGGAAUUGCUCGGCGGUGGCAGUCUUAAGAUUUCCAAUCUGACCAAAGACGACGAUGGCAUCUACACCUGUGUGGCUGACAACACCAACGCAACUAUCGAAGCCCAGGCCCAACUCACUGUGCAAGUUCCACCCCAGUAUGCGAAGCGGCCAGCCAACAUCUACGCCCAUGAGUCCAUGGACAUCGUGUUUGAGUGCGAAGUGUCGGGUUCCCCGGCCCCGACUGUGAAAUGGGUGAAGAAUGGAGACGCUGUCAUCCCGAGCGACUACUUCAAGAUAAUUAAGGAGCACAACCUGCAGGUUCUGGGCCUGGUCAAGUCUGACGAGGGUUUUUACCAGUGCCUGGCGGAAAAUGAUGCAGGAAACAUUCAGUCCAGCGCACAACUCAUCAUCUUGGAUCACGAUGUCGCCCUGCCCCCUCUCCACCCCCCCUCGCUGACUCCUAACACUACUGACCAUGUAACGCCAGGCUCCGGAGGUGUGGCCGGUCAAGCAGGGCCCACUCCCUCCGCCCCCCGCGAUGUGGUGGCUUCGCUGGUUUCCACCCGCUUCAUCAAGCUCACCUGGCGCCCGCCGGCUGAACCGCACGGAGACGAUCUAACCUACUCUGUUUUCUACAGCCAGGAGGGCACCAGCAGGGAGCGAGUUGUAAAUACAAGCCGACCAGGGGAGAUGCAGGUCACCAUCCAGAGCCUGAUGCCAGACACCAAAUAUCGCUUCAGGGUUGUGGCCCACAACGUUAAUGGCCAGGGAGAAAGCUCUGCAGGGCUAAAGGUGGCCACCCAGGGUGAAGUCCAAGUGCCCGGCCCGGCCCCCAACCUGCAGGCGGCGUCGAAUACGCCAACAUCCGUCACUCUGAGUUGGGACAAGCCCCUCACAGGCAACGGAGAGAGCCUCACCUACAAGUUGUUCUACACAGACAAAAUCAUUGGCAGUGAACAGGAUGUUGACGUUGACAGUCAGUCAUACACAAUGACCGGGUUGAAGAAGAACACGCAGUACAGUUUCCGUGUGGUCGCCAACAACAAGCACGGACCAGGAGUCUCGACCGAUGACAUCACAGUCCGCACACUGUCUGAUGUGCCAAGUGCCCCUCCUCAAAAUUUCACUCUGGAGGUUCAGAACUCAAAGAGCAUCAUGCUACGGUGGCAGCCCCCGCCGUCAAAUUCCCAGAACGGGGAAAUCACCGGCUACAAAAUCCGAUACCGCAAAGGAUCACGACGAAGUGAGACAGCGGAAACCACCGGGGGAACCCAGCUUUCCAAGUUCAUUGACGGUCUAGAACGUGGGACGGAGUAUUCCUUCCGCGUGUCAGCCAUAACAGUGAACGGCACAGGGCCGGCCACCGACUGGACCGCCGCAGAGACGUUUGAGAGUGACCUGGAUGAAUCGCGAGUGCCCGACCAGCCCAGUUCACUUCACGUCCGUCCACUGGUCAACAGCAUCGUGGUGAGCUGGACGCCGCCGGAGAACCAGGACAUCGUUGUACGGGGUUACACCAUCGGCUACGGCAUCGGCAGCCCUCACGCUCAGACCAUCAAAGUGGAUUACAAGCAGCGCUACUACACCAUUGAAAACCUGGACCCCAGCUCCCACUACGUGAUCACACUCAAGGCCUACAACAAUUUGGGUGAGGGGAUUCCUGUGUACGAGAGCGCCAUCACCAGGCCGCAGUCAGACCCCAUAGACCCCGAUGUUGACCUGUACGAACUCUUCCAUGCUCCAUACACCCCAGUACCAGAUCCCACCCCCAUGAUGCCGCCUGUGGGCGUUCAGUCAUCCGUGCUGAGCCACGACACCAUCAAGGUGACCUGGGCGGACAACUCGCUGCCCAAGAACCAAAAGAUCACAGAUAGCCGCUACUACACAGUGCGGUGGAAGACCAACAUCCCUGCUAACACUAAAAUGAAGGCGGCCAACGCCACCAGCCUGAACCACGUGGUGACUGGACUGAAGGCCAACACGCUCUACGAGUUCUCCGUCAUGGUGACCAAAGGCCGCCGCACCAGCACAUGGAGCAUGACAGCCCAGGGCACCACCUUUGAAACUAUUCCGAGCUCCUCCCCCAAAGAUGUGACAGUGGUGAGCAAAGAGAACAAACCUCGCACCAUCAUCGUCAACUGGCAGCCUCCUUCUGAGGCCAAUGGAAAGAUCACAGGUUACAUCAUCUACUACAGCACGGACGUCAACGCAGAGGUCCACGACUGGGUUAUCGAACCUGUGAUGGGCAACCGUCUAACCCACCAGAUCCAGGACCUGACUCUAGACACUACCUACUAUUUCCAGAUCCAAGCUCGAAACUCAAAGGGCACGGGUCCGAUGUCUGAGGCUGUACAGUUUAGAACCCCAAAGACUGAGUCCUCUGACAAAAUGGCUAAUGACCAAGCCUCAAAUCUCCCAUCCAAGCCUGGACCUUCGGGCAACCAACUUCCCAUGGAUCCUGGGUCAGCAGUUGGCAAAUCAGGGAUGGGAAACAGUGAAAAUCACAUCUUGGUCAUCGUCAUCAUCAUCUCAGUGGGAGCGUUCACCAUCAUCGUGGUGGUGGUGGGGGCCUUUCUUUGCACACGGCGCACCACAUCCCACCAGAAAAAGAAGCGGGCGGCUUCCAAGUCCUCCAACGGCUCGCACAAAUACAAGGGGAACUCCAAGGACCUGAAACCGCCCGAUCUUUGGAUUCACCACGAGCGGCUGGAGCUCAAACCGAUGGACAAGUCGCCGGAGCCAAACCCGGUCAUGACCGAAACGCCCAUCCCACGCACCUCCCAGGACAUCACUCCAGCUGACAGCGGCAUGGACGCCAAUCCUCACCUGCAGCAGAGGCGCAACUCUUAUCGGGGCCAUGAAUCAGAGGACAGCAUGUCUGCACUUGCAGGCCGGCGGGGGAUGAGGCCUAAAAUGAUGAUGCCUUUUGAUGCACAGCCACCUCAGCCUGUAAUUAGUGCUCAUCCCAUCCAUUCCCUUGAUAACCAUCAGCACCAUUAUCACAUGGGCAGCCUGGCGUCGCCAACACGCAGCUACCUCUACCACCAAGGCGGCGGGCAUUCCCGCCCACACGCCUGUGCCACCCCCAUCUCCCAUCUAAACAGGGUGGACUCCACAGAGUCCGUGAGGAACACGCCUUGUUCCGAGCCCCUUCCGCCGGCCGCCUCGUCUUCGCAGGCCUCCUGCCCCUCAGAGAUCCUGGUGGACCCCGAGGGCAGCUACCACGGCUCCACCACCACAGAGGAGGAGUCGUGCUACACCAGCAACCUGCCCCCCCUGCGCUCAGCCCACCCCCACGCUCACGCCCACCCUCUGAAGAGCUUCGCGGUCCCCGCCGUCCCGGCGACCGGUCACCCCUCCUUUGAGUCCCCUGCCCUGCCCAGCACGCCCCUGCUGGCCCAGACUGGUCCCCCUACGCACCCCCAUGUGGUCAAAACAGCCUGCAUCGGCACUCUGGGAAGGACUCGAACUCCGAUGAUCGUCACUGUGCCCAAUGCCCCCGACGUCCCAGAGACCAGCAAGAUGCUUGAGGACGUAGAUAGCGUGCUUGCCUCCCUGGCCCCCUGCCCCUCCCCCGCCCCCCGCAGUAACCCUGUUCCUCUCCCCCAGAGCUACGAGCCCGACGAGUUGACCGAGGAGAUGGCCCACCUCGAGGGCCUCAUGAAGGACCUGAACGCCAUCACCACAGCGCCGUGAACACGCACACACACACACACACACACACACAUACACACACACACUCAUAUUAAAGAAGCCAGUGGACAUAACAUGACUUCUUGACUCCGCCCCCUUAAAAAAAAAAACAUUUUCCCGGCGUACCGUUCCCAAGUCUCAGGAAGGACGUGAGACACUUCAUCUUUUUACGAAGAGCUUUGAACUUUUCAUGACGUGGCGCCGACACGUCAUGUGACCAUCGCUUCCUUUUACGCUUCCACACCGCCCCUCCCCCCUCCUUUCUAUGUUAUUAUAUUCCGUCUUUUCUACGCGCGUCAGCGGGAUGCGAGCGCUGCUUAGAACCGAGCAUCCCUUCUAGAACGUUUGCAGGUCACAUGGGACUGGACCGCCGCUGCCGCCGGACUCAGGGUGCUAACCCCCCCCCCCCCCUCCUUCUCACACGCCCCCCCUGUUGCAGUCAAACAAUCGCCUACAACUACAGUUGUCUUUUAUACGAAACAUUGACUGUGUGUGUCGUUUCCACACAAAAAGUCACGACGUGUGUGUGUGUGUGUGUGUGUGUGGAGUUUACGCGGCUUCUUCCAACGCAGCGCGAUGGUUCGAUUCCACACGUUUGUUUACAUCAGGGGUGUCCAAAGUGUGGACUCACGGGCGCCGUUUUAUUAUUCAUUUGCUUUGUCGGACAUGUAUCGACUUAUUUAGCGUCAAAACGGUGCAUCCUUUUGAUUUCUCCUCCUACGGCCCACGCUGGAAAGUUUGGACACUCCUGAUUGGUUUUUUUUGUUUUUUUUCUACAAACCUGAUGUCAAGUCUCGUUUCCAUCCCCCUGCUGCCCAAAGAAAAGUCAUUUGCAACAAAAAAAAAACAAAAAAACAAGUACUUUGGUGAUGUCUCUCAUAAAUGUCCAUGGUCAUGAAUGUCAGUAGAACUGCAAGAGAUGUGAAGAUGGGAACAUUUAUGGAGGUCCAAAACAAAAACAAACACAAAAAAAAGCACCAGACUCCAUUUGGGAAAGAUUCUAUUGAGUUGUAAACAGUUCACCUGUAUUGCACUUUUUCACACUUUUUGAAAAGUACAUUUCUUACAUAUCUUGUGUUUUGAAUAUCAAAUGCUGUUUGUGUAAUGUAGUGUCCUAGGUAAGCAGCAGGCAGCUGGUCUUGUUUUGGGUUUUUUUUUGUUUAAUUUCUGCUCCAGAGAUGAUAGGAAUUUGAGCCGACACGCUCAUGACGAGGAAUUCUGUUGUCGCUUGUUCAUGUACAGAACUUUCUUUUGCUUUCUGUAGGAAAACAAAAAAAACCACAUCUGUGGCUUUUUAAGAAAACGAGGAAAACUUGUUUGGGAAAAAAUGUGUUUUUUGUUUUUUUUAUUGAUGUACACAAACUAUUAUGAAUACUAACAAAAUAAACGUCUCCGAUUGUUUUCUUUCAUCAAGAGUGCGAGAGAAUAAAGCAGGCGAGAAGUGAACUACAUGGAUCAUCUGUUGGAGCCAAGGAGUGUGCAGGUGUACCUAAUGAUGUGUCUUUUGUGUUCAAUGUUUCUGCAAGUCCAAAUCAGGAUCAAUAAGUUCAAUCAGGAAGGAGCCCAGAGACCAUUGGUGGA